Chelonus insularis is the source of this 3658-nucleotide messenger RNA. RefSeq names its product bestrophin-4-like. The transcript is spliced from 6 exons. NCBI's taxonomy places the organism in Eukaryota, Metazoa, Arthropoda, Insecta, Hymenoptera, Braconidae. The record is from RefSeq and is a predicted model, not a curated record. Gene Ontology annotation, molecular function: chloride channel activity. Bases 1499 to 3436 code for a protein of 645 amino acids.
AGGUGGAAAGUAAUCGAAAGCCGAAGAGUAGUCAGAGUAAAGUGGACAAGUCGCGUACUAGCAUCAAUGUCUUUUUCUAAAUAAAUCCAAUAAUUAUUUGGCUUUAUCUGAGUGUAUAUUAUUCAUAUUUUAUAUAAAUUAAAUACUUUUUCGUGUUUUACAAAAAAAUUUAUUAUUUUCUGUGAUAAAAACGUGAUAAUCAAAAUUUAAUUAAGAAGUAUGUUUCUAAAAAAACAGUACUUUAUAAGCUGUCGAAAUAUUUUAUAAUAUUUAAUGAAAAAUUUAAAAAAGUGAAAUAAAUGAAAUUAAAAUAUUUAAAUGAAGAAAUUAUGAUAAAAUCUGCCAAAACAAUUGUCAGACUGCAAAGUUAUUUAAGCAAGUGUUUAUUAUUGAACUCGCGAAUGUUGAGAAAUUAAUUUUAGUUUAUUUGCUUUGAAUAAAUUCAAAUUUUAGACGUUAUAUCAAUUAGAUUAACCUAUUUAUACUUUUUAAGACGCUACAAAAAUGAUUGUCUUUAAAUUGCAAAAUUUUAUAAUUUUAUAUAGCCGGAAAUUACAUGACAAAUAUAUGUUUUAUUUAGCUAGACAGUGUUUGGAGUGCUUGGCUAUAUUUACCAAAGUCGUUUGAAUGCUAAUAUGAUUGCCAAGUCAAGUAUUACUCACUAAGUUAAAUCUAUGGGCGAUAAAAUGAAAGAUGAAUUAACCAUUGGUGUUAAUAAUUUUCUUAUGUCUAUUGAUUACAUUGUUUUUCGUCUAAAUAUAAUAAUAACAAAUAAUUUCAGACAUUAAAUGACAUGUUAGUAAAAUUUUCUUUAAUACAAUGUGGAUUAAAAAAACUUGAAAACUAUUUUCAUUAAUACAAUAAGACUUUGUCGCCAUGUCAUUUGACUCGUUUCUCGAUACUUUGGCCAAGUUAUUGAAUUAAAAUUUUUUAGUAUUUUAAUUGUAAGUUAAAUAAAAAUAUAAAUUUGUGAUAUUAGUUCAACUACUAUUUUAAAAAACGAAACAUUUUCAACAUAUUUAUGAUUAUAAAUGUUUGAAGUGACAAGUCAUUGUGGGGAUCCAUUGAUUUUUUUUAUUUGCAAUCAAAUAUAAAUUCUCUGUUAAGUAUAAAUACAAUUGUUAUUCAGUACUAGUUGAAUAUAACUGAGUGAAAAAUGUGUGAAGACAAUUGCGUGAUAUCAUAUGUUGCUGUUUUAUUUCUCAUUUUACAAAAGCUUGAGAAAUUCAUAACUCUCGACAACUUUUUCUCGUUAAAAAUAAUUUCUAUAAAUGCAAACACUAGUUAUUUUAAUUUUCAAUUUUAUAGUAAUGACGAUUACAUUAAUUUAUAGUACAUAUAUGUAUAUUAUAUAAAUGCACACACAAAUAUAUAAAGUAGAAAUUAACAGUCAGUGUUUUAAAAAAAAAUGUUAGUUUUAAGCGUACAUGAAAUGGGAUAAAUUUCAACGUCUACGAUUUAGUUUAAAAAUUUUAAUUGAUAUUUGUGACUAUCAAAAAUGACAGUUUCAUACCAAUAUGAAGUUGCAAGCUCCACAAGUGGAGGGUUUACACGAUUGCUAUUUAUGUGGAGAGGCUCCCUCUAUAAAUUAAUUUAUCGAGAACUGUUAUUAUUUCUAUUCUUUUUUGGGAUUAUUUCCGUCAUUUAUCGACAUGUUUUAUCUACUUCUCAUAGAAGGAUAUUCGAAAGAAUCGUGAUUUACUGCGAUACAUUCAUCAGCCUCAUUCCUCUAAGCUUUGUACUUGGAUUUUACGUUGCUUAUGUAGCUGCGAGAUGGUGGCAGCAAUAUAUGGCAAUACCUUGGCCAGACAAAGUAAUGCAUUCUGUUGCUUUGUACGUUAUUGGCAACGAUGAAUAUGGACGCAUGUUAAGACGAUCUCUUAUGCGAUAUCUCAACCUAUCUCUUAUCCUAGUGUUGAGAUCAAUCAGUUCUGCUGUCAAACGUCGUUUCCCUACUCUAGAUCAUGUUGUUGACUCAGGAUUUAUGAGCUCUCUCGAAUUAGAACUCUUUAUAUCUGUUCCGAGUUUAGAAUUUAAUACUUAUUGGAUUCCAUGUACUUGGUUUAUCAAUCUAUUGAAAGAAGCACGAAAGAAUAAUCGACUUCCUGAUGCUCAAGGCCUUAAAAUUAUUAUGGAAGAAUUUAAUGAUUUUAGAUCCAAAUGCGGAUUACUUUGGAGUUAUGAUUGGGUAUCUAUUCCUUUAGUUUACACUCAGGUAGUCACACUAGCAACCUACAGCUUUUUUGUCGUUGCUCUGGUUGGAAGACAAUAUAUUGAAGGAUCAAAAAAACCUUUUCAAAUGGAACUCGAUGCUUAUCUACCAAUUUUCACAAUUUUACAAUUUUUUUUUUAUAUGGGUUUGUUAAAAGUUGCAGAGCAGCUAAUCAAUCCUUUUGGUGAUGACGAUGAAGAUUUUGAGUUGAAUUGGCUCAUAGAUAGACAUACGAAAGUAUCUUAUCUUGGUGUUGACACUUUGAUGAAUCGGUGUCCACCUCUUGUUAAAGAUAUUUACUUCGAUUCAGAAAAUCUUAUCCUUCCUUAUACUGAAGCUGCAGCUGCUUAUAAAGUUAAAACUUACCGUGGAAGUGUAGCCAAUAUGAUGGUUCCAGAGGAAAAGCAAACUAUGUUUUUACCAGACAUUGCUGAAGAAGAGGAUGAAAAUUCUGGAACUCCAAAAACCUCAUCUGUUAGUUUACAAAUCCAUUCACCGGAAAGUCUUACGUUAAAUAAGCGCCAGAUCAGUGGGUCUUCUUCUUCUACAACUUCGCAGAAAAUUCAAAGCUAUCCCGAAACAGUUAUUCAACUGGAUGUCCAAGACACCAUAGAAUCCCAAACUAGGCAGCUACAGCAUAGUGAAGAAAAACACAAAAAACAUUCAAAAUCUCAAUGGUUAGAACUUCGUCGAAAGCGUUUUUUACCCACUACUUCGAAAUUAAUAAAUAAAAUUACAAUCCAACCAUGGCCGAGUGCAACUAAUCUGCAAGAUUAUCCAUCAUCUCAAAAAACGUCCAAAUCAUCUUCAGUACAAAGUCCUCUACCUUACAAGAAUACUAGUUGUGAUAUGGGUGAUGCUAUGUGUACAGAAGAUCAAGGUUUUUUUAAUUCUCGAUUGUUUCAAAAAACUAUUGAAAAAAGUAUUUUUGGUAAAGAUGUAAUAAAUGAUGAAAAAGAAGAAGAUACUAUAAGUAUUCGAAAUCAUAGAUUUUUUAUUAGACAACAAGGCCCAGAAAGUAGCAGUAAGAGAAAAAAAUGUUCUAAUUGGAAGCGAUCAUUAGAUAGGGCAACAGCAAAAAUGCGAAGGAGAACAGAGGAUAAUAUUCCAUCUACCAUGAAAAUGAUAAUUCAAACUAGUAGUACUCCAAAUUUAAAAAGUUUAAGUACUAGUGCUGACACUAAAGAAACUAUAAUCCGAACUAGAUCAGUUUCAGAAGACUAAGAUUGCUAUUUAUUGUUAUUUCAAAUUUUCGAUCCGUAAUUUAUUUAAUAAAAUAUAAGAAGCUUUUAAAUCUAUCUAAAAUUACAAAAAUAUGUUACUCAGUAUUAUUAUUAUUAUUAUUAUUAUUAUUAUUAUAAAAUCUGUCGAUAAUUAUUGAUUUUAUUAAAAAGAACUUAUAUAUUCAGAAAAGUUUCUGAUUAUUUCAACGAGACAGCAUCAACU